This is a messenger RNA of Clavispora lusitaniae ATCC 42720, 2013 nucleotides long. It is a transcript of the gene DPB2, whose product is annotated as DNA polymerase epsilon noncatalytic subunit. Gene Ontology annotation, molecular function: DNA binding. NCBI's taxonomy places the organism in Eukaryota, Fungi, Ascomycota, Pichiomycetes, Serinales, Metschnikowiaceae. Gene Ontology annotation, biological process: DNA-templated DNA replication; error-prone translesion synthesis. Gene Ontology annotation, cellular component: epsilon DNA polymerase complex. The record is from RefSeq and is a predicted model, not a curated record.
AUGAGUACUUUGCAAACACCGGCUUCUUUGCCUGUGAAACUAAUACCGUCUAACAUCCGUCCAGUGGCAUAUCGAAUUUUAUCUAAAAAGCAUGGUCUCAAUAUUCAAACUGAUGCUUUGGAAGUGCUUACAGAUGUAAUAAGUACUAGGUUUGGUGCAGAAUGGAGAGGAGCGAAAACCCAGAGCUUUAUCGAGGAGAUUGCCAAAUCGUGGAAACAACAAGACAGAGGAGUUUUCAUUGAUGGGAAUGGCCUCAAACAAGUCAUCAAAGAGCUCACAAAAGACAAGAGCGGUGCAAAAACAAUGAGCAGUUUCAUAGAACCUGUACGAGCAGAACGUCUGGAUACGCUUGUAGAUAUGGGCAAUGAAAUUGGAAGCGACAAAGAGCUACUCAACUGGGAAGAAUAUUUUCGCUUUGUUACGCCCGACAUCCAGCCCAAUUUCAAGUUCGAUAAGGUCAGGAAACAGUUUGCUUUACAACCUGUUGCAGGAAGCAAACUCAAAAGCACAUAUGAUUCGUCAAUGAGCUAUUUUAGUCAGAGAUAUAAUUUAACUCUUGACAGACUAUCUCGAGAUGAGAAUUUUCACAAAACAUCCUUUUCAAGCAUUGCCGCUCUCAAUACCUCCCUUAAAAAGCCGUCUGGCUACGAAAUCACGCUAAUCAAAAAUGUUCUUGGUCGAGAUGGUCUGCGUUUUAUGUUGUUCGGCCUUUUGUCGAAAAACAUAAACGGAAAUUACAUAUUGGAAGACACUUCGGACUAUAUUGAGCUCAACAUGACCCAGGCACAUAAAACGGAGGGAUCUUUCUAUUGUACCGGUAUGCUUGUCAUCAUCGAAGGCAUUUAUUCCGCUUCGGGUGGCUCAAUGAGUAAUGAUGCCAGUGUUAUCAGCGGAUGCUUCCAUGUUUCCAACAUUGGUCACCCCCCUGCGGAGCGUAGAGAGAUUGGUCUUGAAGUUUAUGGAAAUUUGGAUUUCAUGGGCAUUCAUUCUGAUGCAUUGACUCAAACAAAGAGCAGUGCUUUGGUGAAAGUGGACAAGGCAUUGCGAAGGAAACUUUCAGCAUUGGAGAAGCUGUUAGUGAACCACAAACUCCUAUUGCUUGGGUGCAAUCUUCAUCUCGACGAUGCAAAAAUUGUGCUGGGGCUUCGAAAGCUUUUUGAAAAGUUGGAAGUCACUUUGGAAGAGCAACAAGACAACCCUCAAAGCGACAAACCAUUGGCUAUAAUCAUGCCUGGUUCUUUUGUUUCUCAACCACUUGCUCCUAUAAGUGGGACAGUACAUCUGGCUUCUAGUUCUGAAAAUUAUAAAAACAAUUUUGACAACUUUGCUGAGCUCUUGUCGAAGUUUCCAUUGGUGGUAAACAGAUGCAAAUUUGUUCUUGUCCCCGGCCCAAAUGAUCCUUGGCAAUCUGCGUACUCCCUUGGAAGAUUAAACUUGAAUACUCUUCCCCAAAGCCCUGUACCCAACGUUUUUGUAACUCGACUUGAACGUUUGUUACCAAAGGGAAAUCUUAUUUUAGGCUGGAACCCUAUGCGGAUAAAUUAUAUCUCUCAAGAAAUUGUGUUGUUCCGAGACGACCUCAUGGACAAGUUCAAGAGGAACGAUAUUGUGUUUCAGCACGAUUUAGAGCUUGAAAAAUUGCAGUUGAAAAGAGAACAACAGGGCGAAGAUAAGAACGUCGAGAAUAUCAUCGGCGGAAACGUGCACUUGACUCCUAAGGUAAAACAAGCCCGGCAGCUCGUGAAAACUUUACUUGAUCAAGGUAACCUCCAGCCAUUUCUCAAAGACUUAAGAGUAGUCAAUCCUAAUUACCAUCAUCUGAUGCGCAUAGAUUGUCUCCCGACAACCAUCGUAUUGUUUGAUUCAAGAUUCGAAUGUUUUGAUGUGACCUACAACGGCUGCAAGGUAGUAAACGUGGGAAGUGCAGUGAGCAACCAAAACACCAGGAAAUUGAACUAUGCCGAAUACCUGCCUUGCAUGAAAAAGUACAAAUUCGAGAGCAUAUACUUUUAA